Messenger RNA from Cotesia glomerata, 943 nucleotides. RefSeq names its product FNIP repeat-containing protein DDB_G0290617-like. The record is from RefSeq and is a predicted model, not a curated record. Bases 60 to 800 code for a protein of 246 amino acids. NCBI's taxonomy places the organism in Eukaryota, Metazoa, Arthropoda, Insecta, Hymenoptera, Braconidae. The transcript is spliced from 3 exons.
UAAAUAAUUCAGUCUACUAAGUAAUUUGUUUUACAACUGACAUAUUUAGGUGAUUUAAGAUGGCUAAGAAGGUUUUAAUGAUUGGAUUUUUGCUCGUGAUAGUUGAGGCUGUUAAAGUGUCGGAUAAAAUAGACUUGAAUGCGAAUAAUGAUCGAUUUAAUGCGAAUAACUUUGUUAAUUUUGACCAGGGCUCUGGAGCUGUUGAUCCGAGAAUAAACGAGGCCGCGGGUUGUCAUAAAAAAAUUUUAUGCUUUAAAGAUCCAUUAACAAUCAUCAACGAAAUUCAGCUAGACAUAGUAGACAGCGGUUUAUUAAUAAACCGAGAUGAAAGUCAAAUAAAUAAUAAAAUUUGUGAUUUAACUGUAAAGUCAAAAAAAGAUCAAUUUGGAAAUUUAAUAACGACAGUCAAAUUUAAAUUGGUAACAAAAAUUAAUAAAGUAAAGGUAAAUGAUGUACCGAUCAUUAAUGGAUUCCGUGGUCUUAUUAAUAUUGAUAAUGAUAAUAAUAAUAAUAAUAAUAAUCAUGCACCUGAUCCAAUAAAUCCACAGAUUCACCAGCGAUACAACACGAAUAAUUUUCAACCUUCACUCGGUGUUCCGAAGAAUUAUUUUUCCCGACCGCAAGCGGACUUUUAUUAUUACAAUAACAAGAAUAAUAAUAAUAAUAACGAUGACGUGGGUAUCAGUCGAAUGUAUCGAGGAGAAUCUUACAGACGGAAACCUUGGAUGACUAGUAGAGAUGCGAUUGAUGAUAAAAUCGAACCACCGCUGAGUAAAACUUCGAUGAAUGACCAGCAGUAAAAUUUUAUUUUAAUUUUUUAUUUAUUAUUUAAAUACUGCUAUAAAUAUGGAUCUGUAUUUUCUCUAUUAUUUAGUACUAUUUAUUUAACAUUAAAUAAAAAGGCUCAGACAAUCUAUAAAUAAUUAUUAUAUCCUCAAUAAAU